Molecule: messenger RNA, 1265 nt
Organism: Protobothrops mucrosquamatus (brown spotted pit viper)
Lineage: Eukaryota; Metazoa; Chordata; Lepidosauria; Squamata; Viperidae
Gene: ASPN
Product: asporin
Exons: 8
Coding region: 32-1177 (381 amino acids)
Molecular function (GO): protein binding
Source: RefSeq, a predicted model, not a curated record
CAAAUUUGCAAGGAGUCUGCAUUCUACAAAUAUGAAGGAAUAUAUACUUCUGCUUCUUGUGGCCUUAAGUUCUGCUAAGCCCUUCCAAAAGCCUUCAUACUUCACCUUUAAGAAUAUAAUGCUCAUGGAUAUGGAAGAUCUGGAUGAUGAUGAUGAUGAUGAUGAUGACAAUGAUGAUGUUGACGAUGAUGAUAAAGAUGACAAUUCCCUUUUUCCUACCAGAGCACCCUUGAUACCAGUUGACAUAUUUCCAGUCUGUCCCUUUGGGUGUCAAUGCUAUUUAAGAGUUGUCCACUGUUCUGAUUUAGGCUUGACUUCUGUACCAAGGAAUAUUCCAUUAGAUACUCGUAUGAUAGAUCUUCAAAACAACAAAAUAAAAGAGAUCAAGGAAAAUGAUUUUAAAGGACUUUCAUUCCUAUAUGCGCUUGCCUUGAACAACAACAAAAUAACAAAGAUCCAUCCUAAAGCAUUCCAAUCAACGAAGAAGCUGCGGCGUCUCUACUUGUCUCAUAAUCAUUUAACUCAGAUCCCAGAAAAUCUGCCAAGAAGUUUAGCUGAGAUAAGAAUUCAUGACAACAAAGUUAAAAAGAUUCAUAAAGACAUAUUUAAGGGAAUGAAGUCUUUACAUGUUUUAGAAAUGAGUGCAAAUCCUCUUGAUAAUGAUGGGAUAGAACCUGGAGCUUUUGAAGGUGUGACAAUCUAUCAUAUAAGGAUAGCAGAAGCAAAAUUAACAUCUAUACCAAAAGGGCUACCAUCCAGUCUACUGGAACUUCACCUAGAUGACAACAAAAUCUCUGCAAUUGAACUUGAAGAUUUCAUUCGAUAUAAAAAUAUUCAAAGGUUGGGGUUGGGAAACAACAGAAUCAAAGAUGUGGAAAAUGGAAGUUUUGCUAAUAUACCAAAUGUUAGAGAAAUCCAUCUAGAAAAGAACAAACUGAAAAAAGUACCUUCUGGUCUUCAAGAACUAAAAUAUCUACAGGUUGUCUUUCUUCACUCAAAUAGUAUUUCAAGUGUGGGAGUGAAUGAUUUUUGUCCAACAGAAGGAAGGCUGAAGAAAACAUUAUAUAAUGGCAUAAGCUUAUUCAAGAACCCUGUCAAAUACUGGGAUAUUCAACCAGCAACUUUUCGUUGUGUGCUAAAUAGAAACAGUGUGCAGAUUGCAAAUUAUGGGAAAUAAAAUAGUACAGGCAAAGUAUUAUUGAAAUACUAUUAUUAAAACCAACAUCACAAAACUUGAAACUGUAAAAACUGUAAAUUAUACUGCC